Wyeomyia smithii (pitcher-plant mosquito) is the source of this 447-nucleotide messenger RNA. RefSeq lists its product as uncharacterized. Gene Ontology annotation, biological process: DNA integration. The coding region runs from base 1 to 447 and encodes 148 amino acids. The transcript has a single exon. Gene Ontology annotation, molecular function: nucleic acid binding. Lineage: Eukaryota; Metazoa; Arthropoda; Insecta; Diptera; Culicidae. The record is from RefSeq and is a predicted model, not a curated record.
AUGCUAGACGAUAUUUUCUCAAGAUUCGGCAAUCCAAAAAUUCUGGUUUCGGAUAAUGGCUCGCAAUUUGUUAGCGCCCGAUUCAAGCAAUUCUGUGACGAAGCUGGAAUCACCCACUUGACAAUUGCGCCCUACCAUCCACAGUCUAAUGGACAGGCUGAGCGCUUCGUGGACACUUUGAAAAGAGGACUCAAGAAGUUACGAGAGGGAGCAAAUCCAGCAACUUUCCUUUCCGUUUACUGGUCCACGCUUAAUCGAAGUGCUCGUGAUCAUAAGUCACCUGCAGAGCUUUUUCUAGGUAGACCCCUCACUACUACACUGGAUCUUCCUAAGCCCCGAAAAUCAAGCACACCAGCUGUAAACAGUGCAACCCUCGAGGUUGCAAUUAACCCAAAUUUGUGUAAUAAACGCCGAGCGUGUAAAGAUAUGUUGCUUGUCAGUGUGUAG